Molecule: messenger RNA, 1020 nt
Organism: Neoarthrinium moseri
Lineage: Eukaryota; Fungi; Ascomycota; Sordariomycetes; Amphisphaeriales; Apiosporaceae
Exons: 3
Coding region: 1-1020 (339 amino acids)
Biological process (GO): polysaccharide catabolic process
Molecular function (GO): cellulase activity
Source: RefSeq, a predicted model, not a curated record
AUGAAUCGAUUGGCACUUUUGUUGAUCGGCGGCCUGGCUGCUACAGCUACGGCACGACCGCAGAAGCGGGCUUGCUCUGGCAGACCGACAUCUAGCAGCUCCUCAGUGGCAUCAUUGAUCCAACCAACAAGCGAGAUCGCAACCACCGAAAUCGUUAUCCCUACCUCGACUUCCAAGGAGGUUGUGCUACCAAGCUCGACCUCAUCCUCAACGGCCGCGCCGACCACCACUUCCGUUGCUGAUUCGACCAAGCCCACCACCGAGGCGCUCACUGCGUCGUACUGCGGAGCACCGAAUUCUUAUGAAAUCCUGACUGGUACACCGUGGAUUGUCUUCUCCAUGAAUUACAAUUAUCAGUCCAUCAGUGGAACCUGCUGCACGGGCUACUACUCGGUCUCCGGCUCUGGCGACGACCAAAGCGUCCACUGGAGCAGUAUCUGGGAUAUUGACGAGUCCGUGAACACGAACCUCGUGAAGGGAUACUCGUUCAUCGGACUAACCCAGAACCUGGAAACUACGCUUGACAGCAUUUCCAGCAUCCCGAGUAAAUAUACUUGGACAGUGAGCAAUACGACGGCCUACAAGGGUAACGUUGUCUACGACUUUGAAAGACAAUUUGCUAACUUGUGUCCUGCAAUGACGUCUGACACCAAGGGCGACUCGACAUCGAGCUCGGCACAGGAGCUGAUGAUUUGGCUCCAGUAUGUUGGUGGACAGGUGCCCAUCGGUUACUCUGAGGGCGUUGUUGCAACCAUCGACGGACUCUAUGGCAAGGAUGGCUGGAAGUUAUACCAGGGCUUGAACACCGACACUGGCAUCACGGUCUCUUCCCUAUUGGCACCGGAGGACAGCAUGUUCGAUGGAAGUUUCGAGGGCGAUAUCAAGGACUGGCUUCUGGCCCUGUCGAAGCAGGGAAUCUUCAGCACGAGCACCUACGUGAACGUUGGCAACGCAGGCAUGGAGCCAUUCUGGGGCACUGUCACUUUCGACAAUACCUUGUCGUUGAGGAUCGAUCUAUGA